Molecule: messenger RNA, 280 nt
Organism: Lagenorhynchus albirostris (white-beaked dolphin)
Lineage: Eukaryota; Metazoa; Chordata; Mammalia; Artiodactyla; Delphinidae
Product: small ribosomal subunit protein eS27-like
Exons: 1
Coding region: 15-269 (84 amino acids)
Biological process (GO): ribosomal small subunit assembly; translation
Cellular component (GO): cytosolic small ribosomal subunit; ribosome
Molecular function (GO): structural constituent of ribosome; RNA binding
Source: RefSeq, a predicted model, not a curated record
CUUCCCAUGAUAACAUGACUCUUGCAAAGGAUCUCAUUCAUCCCUCUCCAGAAGAGGAGAAGAAGAAACACAAGAAGAAGUGCCUGGUACGGAGCCCCAAUUCCUAUUUCAUGGAUGUGAAAUGCCCAGGUUGCUAUAAAAUCACCACCGUCUUUAGCCAUGCACAAACAGUAGUUUUGUGUCUUGGCUGCUCUAUUGUCCUCUGCCAGCCUACAGGAGGAAAAGCAAGGCUUACAGAAGGACGCUCCUUCAGAUGGAAGCAGCACUAAAAGCACCCAGA